Messenger RNA from Komagataella phaffii GS115, 2025 nucleotides. RefSeq lists its product as uncharacterized. The transcript has a single exon. Gene Ontology annotation, cellular component: plasma membrane; cortical actin cytoskeleton; cell projection. Gene Ontology annotation, molecular function: actin filament binding; calcium ion binding. Gene Ontology annotation, biological process: actin cytoskeleton organization. Bases 1 to 2025 code for a protein of 674 amino acids. Lineage: Eukaryota; Fungi; Ascomycota; Pichiomycetes; Pichiales; Pichiaceae. The record is from RefSeq and is a predicted model, not a curated record.
AUGGCCAAGACUGAUUGGGUGGAAACCCAGACCCGAACGUUUACCAACUGGAUUAAUAGUAAACUGAGAUCUAUCGAUGAAGCCCCCAUCAAAGAUAUUCGAAAGGACUUUUCAGACGGAUUGAAACUACUUAAACUACUGUAUGCCCUGAGCGAGGAUACCAGUCUUCAGCCUGUUCAUUCAAGACCGUUCUUAUCUGUUCAAAAGAUGGAAAAUGUUGCUGUGAGCUUGGAGUUCAUGAAGUUCAAUGGGUUGCAGUUGCAUAACAUUGGCUCUGAUGAUAUAGUGGAAGGAAACUUGAAAUUGUUAUUGGGAUUAAUCUGGACUAUUAUUUCUCAUUAUACUAUCGUCAAGCAUUCAAGUGAUUCGAAAGACCGCGGCUUUGGCGAUAAGCGUUCAUUCUUAUUGGCGUGGGUCCAAUCCGUAACGAGUAAAUACAAUGUUCAUGUGUCAAAUUUUUCAACCAGUUGGAAUGAUGGCAAGGCCCUGUCUGCUCUGUACGCAGCUCAUUGUAGUGGUAAAUUCCAGUUCUCCAAUCAAGAUUGGUCUGAUAGAAAACUGGUGAUUACGACCGUCUUAACAUUGGCGGAGCAUGAACUGUGUAUCCCAAAGUUGAUUCAGCCUCAAGAUCUAUUGCAAGUUGAGCCGGAUGAGAAAUCAGUCAUGUUGUAUAUUGUGGAAUGGUAUAUGAGGUUUGCACAUACCUCUGAAUCGAGUUUGGGUUCGAUUUCUCGUUCGGCGUCAGCUAACUUUAGUAUUGACGAACCGAAUACUCCCGACACUGAAUACACUAUCGAUGAACAAUUGCAUAUUACGAAGUUUGUCAAGGUGACAGAAUCGUUAAAAAGACUACAAGGUGCUUUCGAUACCAGGGCUGAAGCUCUUGUGGAACGAAUCAAACUUUGGAUCCGUCAUUUUGAGACUUUGUAUCUGAAAUAUGACGAAUAUGAGAAACUAGAUGAAAUAGACACACAAUCGAUUGACAAACUUGUUGACAUCCUAGUGAAAGAAAGAUCCAAUCUACUUGACUUUAGCAGUUCCGAGAAGUUGCCCAUGCUGCAAGAAAGAGUCGAAUUGAGAACGUUACUAAGCAAGAUUAAAAUUAAAACUAGUCGAUACGCAUUUGCUCCAUACAAUCCGGAUAUCACACUUCACGAUAUAGACAAUCUUUGGACAUCUUUAUUGCAAAUCGAGUCCACCUUUUCCACAAUAACUGAUGACCUUACCAGAAAUGCUCAAGCCACUGUGUAUUCUAGAUUUUUUUCAAAAGUCAACGAGUUCCAACAGCAUGUUUUCACGCAGAAUAAGAAACUUUUUGAGGUUCUCUCAAUGGAUAGCUUAGAAUAUCAAGUGGAAGAACUCAAGAAGCUUUCUGAGCAAAUCAAGAAGUUUGAUUCUUUGUUUCUUGAGUUAUCACUUCUUUUUGAAAAGCUUGAAAAAUAUCACACUGCUCACCUACUGACUAAUAUGGAGUAUGAUGAGUGCAAGCUUCAGUUCAACGAGUUGGAAAAUUGGCUGACCAACAUUUUCAAGCUACAGAUCAUCGAUAGACUCAAGUUCAUAGAAGAAGAGUACGCAUGCUCGACGGACUCAUAUGAUAUACCUGACUGGCAACUAAAUAAUUGCAAACAACUUUUUCAAGAAUGCGAUAUCGGGGCCAAGGGAUAUCUCAAUAAGUCUGAGUUUACCACUUGUAUGGAGAGGGUUUUCAACGACGAUAACAAACUUCCCGUAUCGGAGAUUCAUGAAAUUUUUGAAUCGGAUAUAAAUCAGAACAACAAUACAUUGCGUGGGUUGAAGCUGGAAGCAUUUCUUUCAACGGUAGGUUCCUUACUGGAGAAUGAAACCAUUGAAUUGGACAAAGAGCUAAGCUCGUCAUUGCAGAAAUAUUUCAAAACUUUGAAUGAAAAUGCUCAAGGAUACGAUAAGGUCCAGCAGAUAGUAACGGAGCUUACUAAUGCCCCGUUGAGCCAGUUUGUUGUAGACCUGGAGAGAUUAUCAAUUGAUAGUAGGAACGAACAAUAA